GCAAUUGUCAGUGUCAUUUAGAAAAACUUCAGAUUUCAGAGAUCUUCAGUUUUCAAUUAUACUUUUAAUAUUAGAGAAAUAAAAUUAACUAUUAAAGAAUCAUGGUACAGCAAAGUGGCCCACCAGAUGAUAAUGUAUUUAGGGCUUUUAUAAAUGCUGUUUACAAUACCAUUGAUACUCCGGUGACCUGGUUCAGAGAAAGAGUUGUGGAGCCAAAUCAGAAAAAGUACCCGUGGUACCACCAGCAGUUCCGUCGUGUUCCUACUAUCGAUCAAUGUUAUUCUGAUGAUGCUCUCUGUGACUUUGAAGCCAAUGUACAAUUUAAACGUGAUAGAGCUGUUGAUACUGAAAUUCUUAGUAUACUACGCCAACGUUAUGAGGAUUGCAUGAUGUAUGAGUCACCUGAUUAUUUAACAUGCAAACCUCUUUGGGACAGAUAUAAGGAUGCUGAAGAAGCAUGGUUUAUUAAAUAUGGUGAUCUUGGGGCUUAUGCUGAUGCUAGAAAAGCAUAUAUGAAGCAAAAACAUCGUAUGAUUUGGGAACGACGUCAUGGCCACCUGUCUGACUUAACUAAGUAAUAGUCAGCAGAAAUAUACUUUACAAAUGUAUUUAGAUGUAUUGUCGAUGCAAUAAAUAAUAAAUUAUAGAA
Messenger RNA from Galleria mellonella (greater wax moth), 649 nucleotides. RefSeq names its product NADH dehydrogenase [ubiquinone] 1 beta subcomplex subunit 10 (gene ND-PDSW). Bases 102 to 578 code for a protein of 158 amino acids. The transcript has 4 exons. The record is from RefSeq and is a predicted model, not a curated record. Lineage: Eukaryota; Metazoa; Arthropoda; Insecta; Lepidoptera; Pyralidae.